Naumovozyma dairenensis CBS 421 is the source of this 2241-nucleotide messenger RNA. It is a transcript of the gene BUD14, whose product is annotated as protein phosphatase regulator BUD14. Gene Ontology annotation, cellular component: microtubule cytoskeleton; cell tip. Gene Ontology annotation, molecular function: protein binding. Lineage: Eukaryota; Fungi; Ascomycota; Saccharomycetes; Saccharomycetales; Saccharomycetaceae. The transcript has a single exon. The record is from RefSeq and is a predicted model, not a curated record. Gene Ontology annotation, biological process: establishment or maintenance of actin cytoskeleton polarity. Bases 1 to 2241 code for a protein of 746 amino acids.
AUGAGCUAUGAUGGAAUAAAAUCAAAAUCUAUCGCUGCUUCCUCCAAUGUAAUAAGGAUACCUCCCAUAUUAGAUAUGAGUUUCUUGAAUGAUACCAGCAAUAACAGAAUUGAUGAAGCUCAAGAUAAACUAUUGCAUGAUCCGACUUUAGUGGAAAAUUAUUCAGAUGUGCUAAAGACAAAGCCUGAAAGUCGUUUCAUUAAAUCUAGUGAUGAUGAUAGCAGCAGUGCUGCUGGAAGUGUCGUUUUAACGCCAACUGCUUCAUCAGAUAUCUCACCUUCUAAGUUGCAGAGAAGUAGCAUAUUAAGUACAUCGUCUAGUCGUUAUUCGAUGCAAGCAAAUAUUAAAGAAGAUAAGGAAACCACGAAUGUUAAUGAAAGCCAUCAACCGGCAGGAUACGAUCCAAUUAUGGAAGAAGAAGAUAAAAUAGAGGAGGAACAUAUUGAAACAAGCAAUAUUGAUAGAGAAGAAAGUGAUUCUGACGAAGAUAAUAACAGGAAUGAUUAUGACUAUUCAGAUUCUGACUUCGAAGAUAAUUUAGAACAGCGAUUACAUAAACUAAAUUCUUCCUUAUCGGAUAAUAAUACAGAUGAUGAAUUACACCCCGAACAGUAUACCAACGAUUUAGAACGUACUCAUAGUCAACUACAUGAGACUCUUCAUGAUAAUGAUGAUGAUGAUGUCUAUAAAGAUUUGGAACUCGCUUUAUCCGCAGAUGAAGACGAAGAAAAUGAAAGUGAUGAAGAAGGCAUGGAAGAGGAAUACCAACCGUUACCGCCCCCGCAGGAAUUAGAUCCAGAAAAAUUAUACGCUUUGUAUGCGUUCAAGGGACCGGACUCAUCUCAUUGUCAAUUAGAACAAGAUGAAGCAUGUAUACUUUUGAAUGAUCAGGAUUCAUAUUGGUGGUUAAUCAAGAGAUGUAAUGAUGGUAAGAUCGGGUUUGCUCCUGCUGAAAUCUUGGAAACUUUCCCAGAAAGAUUAGCUAGAUUGAAUUGUUGGAAAAAUGAAAAUAUGUCAUCUCGAUCUCUUGAUCUCACCACUUCUGAUAAUGUUGUUGCUGCUGACACACUUACUGUCAAAGAGAGUCCCAAUGAACAUCUUAACAAAGACCCCGAAUUGGAGAAGAAGGAUACUAAAUUGUCAGAAAGUUCCAGAGAAGUGAACAAAGACGCAUUAAGUAUUUUAAAAGCUUAUAAAAAGGGAAACAAAUCAGUUAGUUUUAACGACGUGAUAAGUUAUGCUGAUCGAUUUAUUGAAGAGCAUAAUACAGAGAAUGAGAUAAAUGAAGAACUGAGCGGUGUCACACAUCAUGAUGAGUUUUCUCAGGAAAGACUUGAUUUCAAUGAUGAUAUCAGUGAUACUGUUAGUGACGUUUCCUUUACAACAGGAAAUGCGUCACCACUUAAUAUAAAGAAAACAAGACAACCUGUAGAAGAAGUUAAAAGAAUACCGAGUGCCUUUGCAGAAAAUAAUAGUGAUGAAGAUAUUGAAUCAACUGAGAAGUUAAGUCUGACAGAGGAUAUUCAUGCAGGUUUAACUGACCAAGAUAAACAGGAUGGAAAGCCCGAAAGUAAAGAUGAUCUUAAGAAGAUAUUUGAAGCUCCAGUUUUACCAUUUGGAUCUACAGCUAGUGCUACAGAUAAAAUUCAAAACUCUACGUCCGACUAUUCGAUAUCUAGUAUUGGCGAGUUUUCGCCAUCUUCGUCAGAAAGAACGGAGGAUUCACCUAACAUGCCAAGUGGAGAAUUUUCUAAACCAUCAAGUGCAGCUGUAAUCCCAACCCUUCGAGCGGUUCAAGAUAUAUCUAAAUUUGUUAAAAAUGAGGAUGGAAUAGAUACUAAUUCUAUCGAGAAAACACUGAUAGAGGGUGAUGGAGAAAAUAAGUCAGAAGCAGAUAUAGAUGCAGCCUCUUUGACAUCCUCUGACAUAGACAAUGAUCAUGCUGAGGCAAUGCUAGACGCUGAUAUAUGUGAACAAAACUCUAAAUCAUCGUUAGUCUCUUCAACAUCAGAAGGAAUAUUUAUGGAUUCACAGAAGGCUCAAUCUACAACAAGUAUAAAUAGUACUUUCUCCAUGGCAAAGGAAAAGCUUGAUCUGAACACUAACCGGCAGGAUAUAGUUGAAAAAGCAUUGGCUAUUGAUGAUAGUGAACCACAUGAAAUCAUCAAAAAUCUAUAUAACCCAUUAUUCAAUAAGAUGGAUGAUCUUCUGCAACAAUUGGACAAAAUUAUCCAAAGUUAG